Microcebus murinus (gray mouse lemur) is the source of this 3156-nucleotide messenger RNA. The record is from RefSeq and is a predicted model, not a curated record. NCBI's taxonomy places the organism in Eukaryota, Metazoa, Chordata, Mammalia, Primates, Cheirogaleidae.
AUUAUGCCAUCUGGUAGACCAGAUGACCACUCUGCUCCCGAGCCUCUGCAGUGCUUGCUCAAUGGGCUCAUGAGCAAAGUGGCCAUGUGGACCACAUGAAUCUGCCUCACCAAAGCUUAGCCAGCUACGUCACCGAUGCAUGCCCACCUCACUGGUAGCAGCAGUUGCUGAGCCCCCAAUGUGGUAUACUUUCCUAGGAAGGCCAGCCAAAUACCUGGUCACCUGAGGAUUACAUUGGACCUCUUCCAUCAUGAAUUGGGCAAUGAGUUUUUCCUCCUUGGAAUAAAUAACUCUGGGCUUGUUAUUUGCUUUUCUUGCCCUUUGCACUUUUGCCAAUGGCAGCAUCUGUGUAUGCACUGAAUGGCCCUAUUCAUCAUCAUGUUAACUCACACAAUAUUGCUUCUGAUCAAGGAACUCAAUUUACUAGGGCAGCAGUGUGCGUGUGGGGGGGUGUCUGUGUACCCCAAUGCAGAACAGAGGCACAGCCUGUUUGAGGCUGGGUUGCAGUGCCAGGUUGGAGACAACAUCGUUGGGGUCAGGGUGCUGACCCACAGGAUGGGCAAACACUGGGAACCAGGGGCACACACAUGAUCCCAGGUCACCCAGGUUCCCAGAGACCUGGGAACUCCAGGGUGCCAUUUCCCAAGAUCGCACCCAGUGAGUCACUCUUCAAAUGUUUGCUUCCUGUUCCUGCCACCCUGAACGCUGCCGCCCAUGUGUUCCAGUGCCCACGGGGGGACUGCUCCCGCCACAAGGCACAACACAGUGCUCUUACCAGCCUUACCAGGUGUGUGACUUAAUCCGUCUCCACAGCCAGAUCUUUCUCCGUGGGUUCCUCAGCUAAGACCGCUGCCAUGCCGGUGACAGUGACCCGAACAACCAUCACAACCACCACGUCGUCGUCCUCGGGCCUAGGGUCCCCGACCAUCGUGGGGUCCCCUCGGGCCCUGACCCAUCCCCUGGGCCUCCUCCGCCUGCUGCAGCUGCUGUCCACCUGCGUGGCCUUCUCACUGGUGGCCAGUGUGGGUGCCUGGACAGGGCCCAUGGGCAACUGGUCCAUGUUCACCUGGUGCUUCUGCUUUGCCGUGACCCUGCUCAUCCUCAUCAUCGAGUUAGGUGGGCUGCAGGCCCGCUUCCCCCUCUCUUGGCGCAACUUCCCCAUCACCUUCGCCUGCUACGCCGCCCUCUUCUGCCUCUCGGCCUCCAUCAUCUACCCCACCACCUACGUCCAGUUCUUGUCUCACGGCCGUUCCCGGGACCAUGCCAUCGCCGCCACCUUCUUCUCCUGCAUCGCUUGCGUGGCUUAUGCCACCGAAGUGGCCUGGACCCGCGCGAGGCCCGGCGAGAUCACCGGCUACAUGGCCACCGUGCCAGGGCUGCUCAAGGUGCUGGAGACCUUCGUGGCCUGCAUCAUCUUCGCCUUCAUCAGCAGCCCCCACCUGUACCAGCACCAGCCGGCCCUGGAGUGGUGCGUGGCGGUGUACGCCAUCUGCUUCAUCCUGGCGGCCAUCGCCAUCCUGCUGAACCUGGGGGACUGCACCAACAUGCUGCCCAUCCCCUUCCCCAGUUUCCUGUCAGGACUGGCCCUGCUGUCUGUCCUCUUCUACGCCACCGCCCUGGUCCUCUGGCCCCUCUACCAGUUUGAUGAGAAGUACGGCGGCCAACCCCGGCGGGCGCGAGACAUAGGCUGCGGCAACAGACACAUCUACUACGUGUGUGACUGGGACCGCCGCCUGGCUGUGGCCAUUUUGACGGCCAUCAACCUGCUGGCGUACCUGGCCGACUUGGUGUACUCUGCCCGCCUGGUUUUUGUCAAGGUCUAAGACUCUUCCAACAUCUUCAUUUUUCUCACCCGGAUUUUGAGUCCUUAUUGCCUUUUAAAGUCUCCUCUCCCUCCUGCCCUUUUUCUUUCCUGCCUGAUCCAUCACUCUUUCCAAUUUCUUUGACUCCUUUCGUCCCUUUCCUCUUGCUCUGUUUCCUCUCCUUCCUGUUCUGUUUUGUUGCCUACAUCCUGUUUUGCCUGAGUUCUCUUUCUACUGUCUUCUACCUUUUCUUCCUCUCAUCUCUUGGCUGGGUUUCCUGUUGGUUUUCCCAUCCGCCUGUUUCCUGAUCACCUCUUUCCAUUUCCUUGGGAGCCCUGAGACUCGUUUCUCCCCCACCUCCACCCACCUCCGAAGGUGCUGAGCUCCACACAUCCCACACCCCUCUUCGCAGCUGUCCGUGCCAUGGGCCUCCUGCGGGGCCUCGUUGCCAAAGCAUGCCUGCCCGCCCUAGCUGUGCCUUAGUCAGUGUGUGUGUGUGUGUGUGUUUGGGGGGAGUGGAGGGAGGGUAGCUCGCCAUUGGGCCCCCUUUCUCCCAGUGGAGGAGGGUAUGCAGUAGACCUCCCCUUUAAGUUAAAAAAAAUUGCUGGAGGUCAAUAAUUUCUGGUGGGCGGGAUGCUUUAAGCACAGACCCUGGCCCCACCUGGCGCUCAGCCUUGCCUGAGAUUGGCUCUAGAAGUUUUGCCAGGCUUACUAAAACCCACUGCCUAGAGGCCAUCUUAAAGGAAGCAAGGGACAGGUGCCUUUCAUCCCAGCUAUUCUCUGUGGUAUCAGAAAGAGGAGUGAGGCAAAGAACCACAGGGUCUCGAAGACAACUGUCUGAAGUAUUUGCGAGGGGCAGUAAUGUGGCCCUCUAGCCUCAGUGUUAAAAAUAACGUGUCCUGCUUUGCCAGGGAGGAGAAGAAAAUGGCCACUGCCAAACUUCAAGGCAGUAUCAGCCUGUUUUUUUUUUUUUUUUUCUCUGUCAUGAGGGCAAAAAUUACUAGGUGGCCCUAUUGUCAAAGAGAGAAGUUUCUUUUCUGGGGGGGAUGGGUGGGAGGAUGGGAUUGGUGCUGCCAUAGCCAGAGGAAUGCAUUGCUUAAGUGUGUUUUGCACACGCACGGGUAUUUCUGUGUGCUAGUUGCUUCUUGCUGCUGCUUCCUGCUUGUCUGGGACUCACAUGCAUAACGUGAUAUAUAUAAAUGUAUAAAUAUAUAUUUUAUUUUUUUUAAAUUCCCCGGAGCUUUUAGUUCCCAUCAGCUCCUGCUGUUAAGCAUAGAAGCCUUGUCCCUUCCCCCAUUCCCACAUCCAUAAUGUUCUUUUUUUUUUAAAUCUCAAUAUAAAGAUAAAAAAAGGA